Molecule: messenger RNA, 1106 nt
Organism: Mollisia scopiformis
Lineage: Eukaryota; Fungi; Ascomycota; Leotiomycetes; Helotiales; Mollisiaceae
Product: DUF1761-domain-containing protein
Exons: 4
Coding region: 494-946 (150 amino acids)
Source: RefSeq, a predicted model, not a curated record
CCUAAACUCAAUUGAGAGAUUCGAGGGUUUUGAGGCAACAUGAAACUGCUCGUGAAAUGAAGUAAACUCCAAGGGUGAAGGUCUCUACUACGUCAUAUUGAUAUUCGCCAUGAAAUGGGGAAAUUUGGCAUUGCAGCAUGGGAAUUGUCGGACCCAGGUCCUUUGCCGCGUUGGCUUGAUCGAGAACAAGAGAAAGUGCCCCGUACAUGAAUCGCUUCCAUCACCCCUGUCGUACCUUCCAAGGCUGGAUGCAUCUGAACCCACGUCAUCCCCUUCGCCAGAAAAUCGUGCCUUCCCUCACCAGCCACUUUUGCUCCGGGCAAUUCCACCCUAGCUACUAGCUUGUCUCCUUCACCUUCCCUCCCAUACAUAAUAACCUCACGCUGUUCCUCCUCCCCGUUCUCUUCUCAUCAACAACGUCAAACUGGCAUCAAUCCAAGUACUUGAAGAACCUCCUAUUAACAUCUUCCAACAACCUCACACAUACGCAAUCAUGUCUCUCCACUAUCUCCCACCUGUCAAGCCAUCUGCCAUUGCUCUCGGCACGAUCUUCAACCACGCUGCUUCUCUCGCCGUUCUCGGUCCCGUCUUUGGUGACACUUACCACCGUGCUCAAGCCGCCAACUCAAAGGAGGAGUUCGUCAAGUCAAAGGAGGCCGCCUCUGCUGCCGCAGCAUGGGGAACUUCCCUCGUUGGUAGCGCCGUUCAAUCAUAUGGUGUUGGUGCCUUGAUCAAUGCUACCGGAACUCUGUCGUACAAGGGUGCUGCUUACCUCGGUGGUCUGAUCUUCAUGGCCAGCUCUGCCCCAUCUUUCAUCGCACAAAUCUUCACUGAGAAGCGUCCCCUUGAUACCGUUGCUGUUGGUGCCGUUGCCCGUGUCUUCGAGACUGUUGGUCUUUCUCUCUUCCUCACCUGGUGGGGAACCCGCACAAACCCCUUCGAGUAAAUCAUUCGCAGGGAUAUGAAAUAAGGAAAUGGGGAAGGAUUCUUUAGAAAUGGUUUAGCAACCUCUGUAUCAACUCAGCUCUCCUACCAGGCGGUGAUUUUGUGGUUUGCUAGUCACACGCCCUUGGCAUUUAGUUAGGGAAUGAAAUUCAUGCAACGAC